AUGUCUAAAACCAGUCUUAGCAACAAAAUUUCCAUUCAAGACAUUGAUGUCAAAAAUAAACGUGUUUUGAUUCGCGUUGACUUUAACGUUCCUUUCCAAGAUGGCAAAAUAUCCAAUAAUCAACGUAUCGUCGCAGCUUUACCUACUAUUAAAUAUGCUUUGGAAAAUGGAGCUAAAGCUGUUAUCCUAAUGUCUCAUUUGGGUCGUCCAAAUGGAAAAUCAAACCCUAAAUAUUCAUUGAAACCUGUUGCCGAUGAACUCGGUCGUUUACUUGAGAAAGAAGUUUUGUUUUUAAAUGAUUGUGUAGGCCCCGACGUUGAAUCUGCAGCGUCCAAUGCAACUGGAGGUCAAGUUAUCCUACUUGAAAACCUCAGAUUUCAUAUCGAAGAAGAAGGUUCUGCCAAAGAUGAUGCAGGAAACAAAGUCAAAGCCAAACCCGAAGAAGUAAAUAAAUUUCGAGCAUCUCUUUCAAAACUUGGAGAUGUGUAUGUCAAUGAUGCUUUUGGAACGGCACAUAGAGCACAUAGUUCCAUGGUCGGUGUAGAACUUCCCAAUCGCGCUGCUGGCUUCUUAUUAAAAAAGGAACUAGAUUUCUUUGGCAAAGCUUUGGAAAAUCCCGAAAGACCUUUCUUGGCCAUUCUUGGAGGCGCCAAAGUUUCUGACAAAAUUAAAUUGAUUGAUAACCUCCUCGACAAAGUUGAUUCCAUGAUAAUUACAGGUGGAAUGGCUUUCACUUUCAAGAAAACCCUUGAUGGUGUAAAGAUUGGAAAUUCUUUAUUUGAUGAAGAAGGUUCCAAGACAGUUGCUAAUUUGGUUGAAAAAGCCAAAACAAAAGGAGUGAAUUUGGUUUUCCCAAUAGAUUAUGUAACAGCAGACAAAUUUGACAAGGAUGCUAACACUGGAUAUGCUACGGAUGAGACAGGAAUUCCCGAUGGAUGGUUAGGAUUAGAUUCAGGAGAAAAGACAAAUGAACUUUUCAGAAAAGCAAUUCUUGAGGCUAAAACUAUACUAUGGAAUGGUCCUACAGGGGUAUUUGAAUUUGAUAAAUUUGCAGUUGGUACAAAAUCGGCCUUAAAUGCAGUAAUUCAGGCCACACAAAAAGGAGCUACAACUAUUGUAGGUGGUGGUGAUACUGCAACUGCUGCCGCUAAAUGGAAUGCUGAAGAUAAGAUUUCACAUGUAUCAACUGGUGGCGGUGCUUCUCUUGAAUUACUUGAAGGCAAAGAAUUGCCUGGAGUUUCUGCUCUUUCUGCAAAACUAUAA
Messenger RNA from Funneliformis mosseae, 1263 nucleotides. The record is from the annotation of a GenBank genome assembly. Lineage: Eukaryota; Fungi; Glomeromycota; Glomeromycetes; Glomerales; Glomeraceae.